AUGAAGUUAUCUGUACUUGCUCUCGCUACGGUCGCUUCGGCCCUGCAGACUUUGCCUCCAGUUGAAUGGGGUCACCAGGACUCAUAUUCAGGCACCACCCACGGAUUUUCUCUUAAAAGAAUCGACCAUAUCAUCUAUCUCCAGGAUGAUUUUGCUCAGUGGCGGGAUCAGGAUGGCCUUACUUUGAUUCCACCGUCGGCGUUGGACUUUGCCCGCACCCUUUCUGAGGAUCUUGAGGAGAUCACCAACUCUUCGUGGCAAAUCCGAACGGUCAAGCAGCCUCCAAAGCAUACAUCGGGGGUUUUUCUUAGUCGUACGAAGACUCCUGCUCAUUUCACGUAUGAAGAUGGCACAACGACCGAGGAAGGCUAUGAAUUGAUCGUCGAAAACAACCGCGUGUCGAUCCAGGGAUCGGGCGCGCGAGGAAUGUGGUGGGGAACACGAACAUUGCUACAAGAAGUCGCGUUAAACCCUCAUGCCUCUAUUCCAGUGGGCCACGUAAAGGACGCCCCAGCCUAUGCGACGCGAGGAUUCAUGCUGGAUGCAGGGCGCAAAUGGUACUCGUUGGACUAUCUCAAGGAGCUCUGCACCUACGCCUCUUUUUUCAAGCUCUCCGAAUUCCACUAUCAUGCGACCGACAACUAUCCUCUCAGUCGGGGUCCAAAUGUCUCAUGGAAUGAAGUCUAUUCGCAAUUUGCGCUGCGACCGGAAAAUCCUAGUCUUCUCCCUCUUGUACAAAGAGAGAAUGAAACUUUGUCGCGUGCCGAGUUCGAUGACUUUCAAAGCCACUGUGCUGCUCGGGGAGUGACGGUGAUCCCGGAGAUUGAAAGCCCUGGUCAUUGUCUUUCCAUCACUAAAUGGAGGCCAGAUCUGGCCUUAGAGUCACGCGAUCUUCUGAAUCUUUCUCAUCCAGAUACAGUGCCCCUUGUGAAAUCUAUAUGGUCGGAGUUCCUGCCUUGGUUCCACACGAAGGAGGUGCACAUCGGGGCUGAUGAGUAUGAUUCGACCUUGGCCAACGACUACAUCACAUUUGUGAAUGAAUUAUCUCAGUUCAUCCGCCAAACUUCUGGGAAGGGGAUUCGCAUCUGGGGGACUUACGAGCCAUCAGAUACCCAGUCGGUCGACAAAAACAUCACCAUCCAGCAUUGGCAGUAUGGGCAAUCAGAUCCAGUGGUACUCGCCCAGGACGGCUAUCAAAUCAUCAAUUCCGAGGAUUGGUGGGCCUACAUGUCUCUGAAGAACAAUCACGUUCCUAUUACCCCAGCUCCUUAUCCACAGUUCUUCAAUAAUGCUCGAGUGUUGAAUUUCGCCGACAAAGAGGGGUGGCAGUGGACUCCACAACUGUUCAACCCGGUCAAUAUCACAGAACAACCAGAGCAGAAGGCGGUGCGUGGAGCAAUCCUUGCUGCGUGGAAUGACAAUGGACCGGAUGCGACUACUCAGUUGGAGGCAUACUACGCGAUUCGCAAUGGGAUUCCCGUCGUUGCGUCUCGCACCUGGACUGGCAGCCGAGGACCACUACUAGAUGAAGUAGGCCUCGAAGACACAAUCGAGAUCCUGACUUCCAACGUGGUAGGGGAGAACCUUGACCGACAAAUCUCAAAGAAGAAAGAGUCAACGGGUCCUUUAAUCUCCUGGUCCAAGCCGCACUCAGAUCACCCACAGGACCAAUUUCCUCUGGGAUAUGGCAGCAAAGGGAUGAACUAUACUUUGGAGCUUAGUGUUGUGGGUCCGUUCUCGCUUGAAUCGAACGACACAGUUCUCUCCCUGUCUGAGAGUGGCCAAUUGACCUUUACUACCGAUGGCUGGCCGUAUCCGCUUCGCUCUGUUGCCGAGGAGGAUGGGUUUGAUCCAGCUGCCAUUGGAAGGAUUUGGGUCAACGCUACCAGCUCAACGCAUGAAGUUGUCCAUGUACCCAAAAAAUGCGGGAUCACCAUCAUGUCUGACACAUUGACUGGGAGUCGAGUGUGGGUGAAUGAUCAAUUUGUGGGGCGAUUUGAGGUGUUUGUGUACGGUGGGAAGAAUCGUGUGUUCUCAUGGAGCCAGAUGGCGUUUGUGGCACCACUGGCAGUUAUCAAAGGAACGGGACUUGAAAACGUACUAUUAUACUGA
Molecule: messenger RNA, 2112 nt
Organism: Penicillium cataractarum
Lineage: Eukaryota; Fungi; Ascomycota; Eurotiomycetes; Eurotiales; Aspergillaceae
Product: beta-N-acetylhexosaminidase
Exons: 1
Coding region: 1-2112 (703 amino acids)
Biological process (GO): carbohydrate metabolic process
Molecular function (GO): beta-N-acetylhexosaminidase activity
Source: RefSeq, a predicted model, not a curated record